CCGAGCGAGGCGCAAGAAGCGCGAUUCUCGUUUGUUUUUAGUGUUCCCGGACGGUUUCCGUGUGACGUAGCGUUUCGUUGUUUUGGUGCUUUCCUUUGUGCGGCCCCCGUCGCAGCGCAUGAGGCAUCCGUGAGCCACGCAGCCGACCGCCACGAUGAAGGGGUGGUUCGACGCGUUCCGUAGCGACGGCGGUCCGACCCUUUACAGCUUCAGCAAUCGGACGGCGGUCACGGGCGACGUCGCCGUGAUCGCGUGGCUCGCCGUCUUCGCGACCCUCUACGUCGCCUUCCUCAUAGUGUUCCCCGGCAUCAGGAGAGAGAGGUUUACCACGUUCUGGUCGGUGACCUUGUCCCUAUUCGUCGGCGCCACCAUCUCGAUUUCCCUCUGCGGGUCGGCGUGGCACGUGGCCAGCGCGCCCAUCCGCGGCACUUACCGCGCCUUCUCCAAGGAGAAGGUGUCCGCCACCCUGGGCGCGUACGUAGGCCUCGACCACGUCAACAUCACCCUCCGCGGUAACGCCACCCACGACAUCGACUUCAACGAGCGCUUCAGCUGGAUCGACUCGCGCCAAAUGGGCGACAGCUUCAGGGAGGCGCUGGUCCGCGGCCUCCCGUACCCGGUGCUGACGGUGGCGGAGCACUUCGCCACCGGACAGGACGGCCUCGCGUGGGGCGGCCAGUACCGGGCCGCCGGCUACUUCGCCGCCGUCGCGCUGCGGACCUCGUUCGCCGCGUGGCUCCUCAUGAACCUGAUGCUGGUGGUGGUGCCGCGCUACGGCGCCCUCCUCAUGACCGCGUGCGGCUUCCUGCUGCUCGCGACCGCCUGCGGUUACUUCGGCAUGCUGCCCGACGCGCCGCUCCUCGUGCGCGUCGACGGCGCCGCGCUGCGCUUCUCCUUCGGCUGGUGCUACUGGCUGGUGCUCGCCGCCGGCGCCGUCUGCCUCCUCGUGGGCGUCGUCACGACGACGCUCGAGAUCGUCAAACCGCACAGCUUCUUGACGAUCCUCGAGGUCAACUACGACACGCCCUACGAUCGCCACGUCAUCAUAGAGGACAGCAGGGGCCGCAAGGACCAGCGCAAGAGAACGACGACGCUCGAGGAGCCGCACGCGUUGGGCCUCGGCUCGCGGAUCCUGAGGCGGCUGUCGUCGAAGCAGCGGGACGAGAAGGCGGCGGCCCCGUCGAACUUCGAGCUGGCCGGCGGCCCGUGGAAGUACCCCGACUCGGCGCCGCGGCCCAUUUUGAGGUACGGCGACGGCGUCCAGGCGCCGAUGUGGUAGAGGACGCUCGAGGACUCGUCAGUGCAAUUUUAUCCGACUUGGUGAUAUUUGUGAUAAAUUUUAGGGUUAAGACCAUAAUAAUGGCCAUAAUAAUGUGUGUAUAUUGUACGCCGUCUGCCAAAUAACACCAUUAGGAGACACGAAAGAAAGUUUCGUGCAAAAGUUUUUUGAUAUGGGGUGGCCCGUAUAUAUCGUCAUUUGUGGUUAAAAUAAAGGUCACUUCCUUAAGAAAUUCGAAUUUUGCAUAGUUUAAGGCGGAAAUUUUGGUUGCCCCAUAUAAAAUUGAGGAGGAUGAUGCACCACUCAGUCAGUUUGACAGAUGCGCCUCAGCUUAUACAGGGUGUCCCAAGUAGGUGGUGCCGUUUCGGCGAAUUCACAAAAUCUCAAGCUGCCCACAUUGAUUCACUUGUUGGCAAUGUUAGGUAUUUUUUAAAUAGCAAAGACAAGAUCGUACUUCUUUUAAAGAUAUGACACCAAAAAAAACUAUUGCCAACAAUAUAGAUUUAAUAAAACUUUGGAAUUUAUAUUUAUGUUCCUCAAUACGGUCCAUAAAGUUUAGUUAAAAAUUUUCCUCUUAAAAUGCUCGUUUCGUCUGGCAUUAAGGUAUAACUUUGACAUUUCAGUUUGUUUUUGUUGUUUUUCAUAUUUCUGUUUAAAAGUUCAUAGUUGUCAAUUUUUUUGUUAGUGUAUAUUUGUAUUUUAAAUAGGUUAUAGUUUUUUUGGUUGACCUAUAAACGUUAAUUAUUUAUUUUUGCUAUUAGGUAUUUUGAAUCAAGCUAGAUAAAUAACUACUAAAUGUUUCUUUAAAUAUGAAUUCUGAAGUUUUAUUAAAUAUGUUAAAGUAUGUAGUAUAGAGUCGAUUUUUCUCAAAAUCUCCACGUAUUAAUGGACUCCCUGUAUUGUUAGCGAUAGGCUUUAUUCGUAUGUUAUAUCUUUAAAAGAAAUAGUAUCGUGUCUUUGCUAUUUAAAAAAUAUAUAAUAUUGCCAAAUUUAUACCGGUGUAGCUCAGAAAGUAAGAAAAAUUUAAAUAUAAGAUAAAUUACAAACUUACCUUGUUUUUUGUCCUAGAAUUGAUAUCUGGAUUUCGUCACCACCUAUUUGGGACACAUCUGUCAAACUGAUUGAGUAGUGCAUCAUCUCCGUUGUCUAUUAAAUGUAUACGAAUUUAUAUGGGCCAAUCAAAAUAUUAAAAAAAAAAACACAUAACCUCAAUUUCUACCUAAACUGCGCAAAAUUCGAAAAGUAAAUUCUUAAGAUUCCAAAAAUGUCGAAAUAUACGGGACGUUUCAUUUAAAAUAACCAAGUUGAUAUCGGGUGGUAGGACAUUUUUGGGACACCGUGCAUUAACAAAUUUAUAAUAUUUUCAAUCUUCAGGAGAGAAAACAUUUUUUUCGUAUCUCCUAUAGUGUGUCGUUGUAUUUGGCACACGGUGUACGCCGCUGCGCGACUAUUUAUUAUAGUUUGUUUCGAAAUUAAA
Molecule: messenger RNA, 2756 nt
Organism: Cylas formicarius (sweet potato weevil)
Lineage: Eukaryota; Metazoa; Arthropoda; Insecta; Coleoptera; Brentidae
Gene: mol
Product: dual oxidase maturation factor 2
Exons: 5
Coding region: 155-1279 (374 amino acids)
Biological process (GO): protein transport
Cellular component (GO): endoplasmic reticulum membrane
Source: RefSeq, a predicted model, not a curated record